AACCAGCAAAAUAAUCCUCCGUUCGACGGACCUCAGGGUGGCUUCCUCACCGCAGGCUCUGCUUCCUCCCUUCCACUCAACUAUUCAAACACAAAUGCUUACGAGCUGAAAAUGGGUUGCUGUCAGUUCUCAAAUCAUCUACUUAACAACUUCUGCAGAACUCUCUACUGCUGCAGGGGGAGUUUUUCAACGAAUCACUGGGCCAGAACACCUCAUCAUCUCGUUUCUUCUUCACGCAUACGAUUUGCCAAGGGUUACCACAAAGUGUCAAAUUCUUUGAGGUCAGAGCUAUCUGGAACUGCUCAUGCUGUUUCUCUUAAAGAUUUGGGUACUGUUGAAGGAGAAGCAACACAACAGGAAAGUACCUCCUUUGAUUCUUCCCAGAAAACAGAGAAUUUAGUUAAUAUUGAUUCUUCAAAUGGUCGGGUGAUGCUUAUUGAUGGCACUUCUAUCAUCUACAGAUCUUAUUACAAACUUCUUGCUAAAUUACAUCAUGGGUAUCUGUCUAAUGCGGAUGGCAAUGGAGACUGGGUCUUGACAAUAUCUACGGCUUUGUCACUUAUAAUUGAUGUUCUGGAAUUCACUCCAUCACAUGUGGCGGUGGUUUUUGAUCAUGAUGGGUUUUGCUAUGGUAAUAUGCCUCAGUCGUCCAGACAAAAAUUUAUGGCAAAAGGCCAGACCUUUAGGCACACUCUCUACCCCUCGUACAAGAGCAAUCGUCCACCGACGCCGGAUACAAUAGUGCAGGGCCUUCAAUACUUGAAAGCAUCCAUCAAAGCGAUGUCCAUUAAAGUCAUUGAGGUUCCUGGUGUUGAAGCCGAUGAUGUUAUUGGGACCUUGGCCAUGCGCAGUGUUGAAGCUGGGUUCAAGGUUCGAGUUGUCUCUCCCGACAAAGACUUUUUCCAGAUAUUAUCUCCUUCAUUACGUCUUCUUCGAAUUGCACCUCGUGGUUUUGAAAUGGUUUCAUUUGGAAUGGAGGAUUUUGCUAAAAAGUAUGGAGCAAUAGAACCUUCUCAGUUCGUUGAUGUGAUGGCACUUGUUGGUGACAGAUCUGAUAACAUACCAGGAGUUGAUGGGAUCGGUGAUGUACAUGCGGUGCAGCUAAUCUCAAGAUUUGGUACAUUGGAGAAUUUGUUGCAACAUGUUGACCAAGUUGAAGAGGAGCGAAUCAGAAAGGCUUUGAUAGCAAAUAAGGAGCAGGCCCUAUUGAGCAAAGAAUUGGCCCUUUUGCGUUCAGAUCUCCCACACUACAUGGUCCCAUAUUCCAUCAGUGAUCUUGCAUUUAAAAAGCCAGAGGACAAUGGAGAGAAAUUUACGAACCUCUUGACAGCGAUUGGUGCUUAUGCAGAAGGUUUUUCGCUUGAUUCGGUUAUUAGAAGGGCUUUCUAUCUCUGGAAGAAGCUUGAAAAGUCAUAGAUUUCUAAAAAUUCUAUUUCCUAAUUUUUGUAAGAAAAUGGACGAGCACAAUAGACUUGCAUGCAUAUUGCAUUAAGAUUAAACUAUAUAUUCUUGCCA
This is a messenger RNA of Cynara cardunculus var. scolymus (artichoke), 1515 nucleotides long. RefSeq names its product DNA polymerase I. The transcript is spliced from 15 exons. Lineage: Eukaryota; Viridiplantae; Streptophyta; Magnoliopsida; Asterales; Asteraceae. The record is from RefSeq and is a predicted model, not a curated record. Bases 112 to 1416 code for a protein of 434 amino acids. Gene Ontology annotation, biological process: DNA replication, Okazaki fragment processing. Gene Ontology annotation, molecular function: 5'-flap endonuclease activity; DNA binding.